CGCGAUUAGAGUAAAUCAAGAGAUGGCGUUUUUAUUGAGCUUGAAGUGUGUUAAUUUUAAUUUUUAGUUGUUUCAUUUCAUUACGUUCGUUCUUGGGUGUAUUUCAAAGCAUCUAUCUUUUGUGCCUUCACUCGAAAAGAGGUUUGAUUGGUUCAAGUCCUCCAUACUGGUGUUCAAGAAAUUACGAAUUUCAAGAAUUACCUGAGAGGCCUAACAGAAAUUAGACUGAUUUGAAAACGCUCAUUUACACUAUUCAUCGAGCAGCAUAACUCAUGAUUUUCAAUUUCCUUAAUCGAGAAAAUUCAACUUAAAAUGUUGCUUUAAGCUGAUUCCGCGAGUUCUUGUAUUGAUACUUGGACUGAUAUUUUACGAAAUAAAAUUGAAUUAAGUUUAUUAAUAAUUAAAAAAAUCUAAAUGAAAUUUCAUCCCUUUUCAAUAGGGACCAUUGAAAAAUUUAGUUUGAAUUACUGGCCCGUUCAAAGAUUAAGAUACCUUAAUCUUUGGGCAGGUCUCUAUAAUAUGAUUGGCAAAACUCUUGAAACUAUCAAGUUAUAACAUAUGACCAGAACUUGAAUUUCAUUUUGUAUCACUUUUAUAUAAAGGAAGGAUUUUUGUUUUAGAUUAUAUUUUUAUUUCUAUUCUUUACUGUUAGACAGUAAUUAUGUCCGUUAUUUAUAAUUACGUGAUUCUGUGGUUCCAUCUCAUAAUUUUUUCAUCACAAGAUGACACUCAUAAAUACUACAACUCAACAAUAUUAACGAAGCCAACUGAAGCCAUGAAAUAUUGGGUUGACAUUGAUAAGAUGCCCAAUGUUACUUUACAUCCUAUGCUGCCUAAAUCAGAUGAUCCUCCUGCGCCAGUUAAUCUUGAUGGCGAAUUCCCGGUCUAUGGUUUUCCUUUUCCCAUAAAGAAUGUAACCAUUUCGACCGAAGGAUUUCUUCUAUUAUAUAAUAUUGUUGACAGUUAUGGAUGGUCAUAUAUUGCUCCAUUAAUGGCUGCUUUUGAUCCACGGUUUAACACAACGAAAGUUAAGUACGCCAAGAACUCGACUAUGUUUGUUGUCCAGUGGGAGAAUCUUGCAAUCACGAAACAUCCUCAAAAAUUUUUCACAACCCAAGUUUCUAUAUUUCCAACUGGUGACAUUGUCUUUGUUUACAAAAAUAUCCCAAUUUCAUUCAACGACUUUCUGGGUACCGAUGAUUUUAGAAUUGGACUUUCUUAUUCGUUUCAAAUUGAAAAAAACGUUGUCUUUGACAAAGAUAAUACUAUCCAUUACAAUCGUUUUGAAGAGGACGGAAAGGGAAAUAUACGCAACAACACCGCUAUUUACUUCACUGCCUUACCGACUUGCCAUACGCUGAAAGAUUGCAAAAGCUGUUGGGUCGGUUUUUCAGGUUUAGAUUGUAGAUGGUGUGAAAGUACUGGACGAUGCUUUGACGGAUUGCAUAGACCAAAAGGAGAAUGGCUUGCUAAAAAUUGUGAUACCGAAGCUAAAAAAAAUAAUUGCCUUGUAUCCACUAAUAGCUCAACUGUAAUUCGAAAUGCAACAUCUACUAUUUCACCAUAUCCAGGUAAUUUGAAUUGGGUGGUUCAAUUGGGCAUCUGGAUCAAAGAAAUGAUUUUGGCAUUGUGAUUGUGAACCAUGUAUCUGGAUCAACCUAAAAAGUGCAAGUUGUUUUAAAAUUUUUUAUAAAGUAUAAGAAACCAGAUUUCCAUUAAAAGAGAUUCUUUUAAACAA
Molecule: messenger RNA, 1738 nt
Organism: Tetranychus urticae (two-spotted spider mite)
Lineage: Eukaryota; Metazoa; Arthropoda; Arachnida; Trombidiformes; Tetranychidae
Product: plexin domain-containing protein 2-like
Source: RefSeq, a predicted model, not a curated record